Drosophila kikkawai is the source of this 2807-nucleotide messenger RNA. RefSeq lists its product as uncharacterized. The record is from RefSeq and is a predicted model, not a curated record. NCBI's taxonomy places the organism in Eukaryota, Metazoa, Arthropoda, Insecta, Diptera, Drosophilidae.
GGCCGAGUCAUCGACUAUCGAUAGCUACGUCGGUGUCAUCCCUAAUCAAAUAAAAAGAAUUCGUGAAAAAAAAGAAUUGGGGAAAAUGUGGUUUUCGGGCAAGUGAUAGGACAGGUGACAAGGAGCUGGCCGUGGACAAAUCAGAAUCGGAAGCGGACGGAUCGUAACGGAUAGAACCGGACGGCCGGGCAACUCCUUUUCCUUGGCUGACUAUGAAAUUGCUGGCAUCGACGUUCUCGUCGUCGUUGUCGUUGUCGUCGUGCAUUGUUGUUGUUGCUGCCGUCGCAUUUCGUAUUGGCAUCGGUUUAGUUUUAGCAGAUGUGGAGCGGAGGGUGAGGUAAAUGUAAAUCCGAACCCAAAUCCGAUAAACGGAGAAACCGAGCUGAGACAGGCAGAGAUAUAGGGCCGCUGCAGACAGUUCUAAUUAUACAACCAGCGCCGUACCGUGUUCCCCCGAAGAGCGAAACUGGUUAUACACACAUCAGCAGCGACGUCGCAAGGAAAGGAACGGGAGCAGCAGCGGCAGCGGCAGCAGCAGCAGCAGCAGAGGCGCAGCGGAGGGUGAGGGUCCGAUGGACAAAAUCAAGUUAAAGGUUAUUGGUGUGCUGCGCGAACGUGACGGCAGCACAAAUGUCAAUCGCAGCGGGGCAGGAGGAGCGGCUGCCGGAACUGGAACAGGAUCGGGAGCAGCUGCCGCGGCCAGCAGCCAUCAGGUGGCUGGUGGCGCUGGCGCUGCUGCUGGCGGGGGCGUGGCCAUGGCUAUUGGGGUCACGCAGGAAAGCGCCAACGGCAACGAUGGCAACGCCCCAGGAGCAGCAGAACGGCAGGGCGAUGUCCCGGCAACGGCUGGCACCGGCGUCAGCUCCCCAGCGGCCGGCUUGGGCGGAGCUGCGCGCACCUCGGUGCUACCGCGGCCACAGACCUCCAAGAUCAGCGCCUUGGACCUGGCCGGCAUACUCAAUACGAGGCGACGUCUCGAGUGGACCAAGGAGUGGCUGCGCAAAAACCAGGCCGAGUUCCUUAGCAAGGAGAACCUGCUCAGCGAGCUGCAGUCGCGGAAGGACGAGUGCUACCACUUGAAUUACUUCCUAGCCAUAACCGAGAGCCAGUUCCGCUACCUGGUGCAGAAGCUGGAGCCGAUCAUCAGCCAGUAUGCGCCGCAGCGCAAGAAGAAGUCGUUCAGCGCCGAGGAGCGGCUGGCCAUAACGCUCAAGUAUUUGGCUACGGGUGAAGUGCAUUCUUGUCGAAACUACUGCUUCCGUGCCUCGAAAUUUGUGAUAAACGAAAUGAUUGCCAAUAUCUGUCUGGGCUUCUACGAGCACCUCAACGACCAAUACGUGACACUACCAAAGACUGACGAUCAGUGGCGCAGCGCCGCCGAGGAGAUGGAGCGCAAGCACAACCUGCCCCAUUGCGUGGGCAACCUGUUCAUGCGCAGCAUCCAGCUCCAGGGCACUGGCUCCGGUGCGGCGAGUAGCGGUGCCGCCGCUGGCGACGAUCGCAAGCGAGCGACCGUCAUCUUCACGGGCAUCGUCGAUGCCGACAACAAUUUCCAGUACGCGACGGUGGAGCGGGCGGCCAGCAGUCGGCCCAACGACAUCUAUAACCAGACCACUGCCGUCGAGCUGAUCAGGCACAAGAUGCACACGCUGGAGGAGCAGUCGGAGGAAAUGGACCGGCAGGGAUAUUACUUUGCUGGCGACUCGGUGCUGCCAGCCACCUCCUACUUGGUGACCACACGCAACCUGCCCAAGGAUCGGGCCGUCCUGGAGGCCCUCGAGCAGGUCAACGCGCACGCCGAUCAGACGAUGCGCAUUCUGUGCAAUAUGUUUCCCAUCCUGGCACAGCCGCUGCGAAUCAGCGACAAGCACAUCCGCGAGGUGGUGCUCGGAUGCGUGGCGCUCUACAACUUCCUGCGCAAGACGGACGAUUCCUUCCGGCGCACCAGCGACAGCAUUGUCCAGCAGCGGGCGGAGCAGCAGCAGCUGGCGGCGGCGUACAGCGUUGACAGCGACGAAAUAGACGACGACUGCAUCAUGCUGGCCACCGAGGAGGAGCUGCGCGAACGGGCCGAGUUCACGCCCAGUGUGGGCCUGACCACCUGCUUUCAGCCGCUGUGCACGCAGCGCGGCGAGACGCCCGAGGGUCUGGCCAAGCGGGACUGGCUGCUCCAGCUGCCCAUCGCCCAGCAGAGCGGGAGCGGGAGUGCGAGUGGAAGUGGAAUAGGGUCUAGCGACGGCAGCGGUAACAUGAGCGGAAACGGCGGCAGUACGGACAGUGCGAGCGGCAGCUCGAAUGGGAGUUUAUAUUAGUGCAAUUUACCUAAGUACUUUACGAAUUUUGUAUAGUUCCUUGUUUUAUAUUUUCUAAAUCUAUAAUCUGUAAUCUGAAGCAGCAUCUGUUGCCACGUUGCCGACUCUUGUUUACCUCUCGUUUGGCGCACUCUUCUCUGCAUACCAUUACGAUUACGAUUACGUUCACGAUCGUUCCAGUUCCAGUUCCAUCUGCGUUCCGUGCUUCACCUAGGGUUCUGUAUAGUUAGCUUAGUUUCUUGCGGAAGUUCCGGUUCGGUGAAUGAUGAUGCUAUGUGAUGUCUCAAAUCUCUAUUUGUGGCCCAGUGCACCGCUCCUGGGGAGCUUAGCCGGGCCAGGCGGCAGCUGACAAAAUGUGCGAAGUCGACGAAGUGCAGCGGAAACAGAUCAACAAAAUUAAAAUUUUAGUAUUCGUAUUUAAGCAAGCAACAAAUUAUACAUAAUUAUAUUUACAAAUAAAUGUGUAAGGAAAGUUCUUUACGUGUCGAAAGCUUA